AUGGAACAGCUAAAGUAUGCCAAGGACCAGCCUUCUGGCUUCACCAACCGCAUCGAGCGAGUUGCUAUUGUUGGCGCUGGAGGAAGGAUCGGAAAACAUAUUACAGAAGCUCUGAUCGCGAAGGGAAAGCACGAAAUCACCGUCCUUUCUCGAGAAGGUAGUGACAGCAAAGUCCCAGUUGGCGUUAAGGUCGUCCGAGUAAACUACGACGAUGAGGAGUCUGUAAUCUCCGCGCUCAGAGGCCAGCAAUUCUUGAUUGUGUCAGUGGCUGCCACUGCUCCACGGGGGUCUCAGGAGAAAAUCCUCACUGCAGCGGCUAAAGCGGGUGUUCCGUGGGUAAUGCCUAAUGGAUAUGGAAUUAAUGCUUUCAAUGAGCGACUCGCCAAGGAGGCAAUGAUUGGCCCUGUUGCUAAAUCAGGGAUUAAAGCUGUUGAAGAUGGUGGUGUCUCAUCCUGGGUACUCCUCGUUUGCGGCUUCUGGUACGAAUUUUCGCUUGCUAUGGGCCCGCCGUGGUAUGGGUUCGACUUUGCAAACAAAAAGGUCGAAUUCUCCGACGAUGGAAACACAGUUAUCAACACAAGCACUUGGGAGCAGUGCGGUCGCGCUGUUGCAAACCUUCUUAGCCUUAAUGAGCUGCCCGAUGAUGAGAACGAUAACUCUCCCUCUAUCUCUCGAUGGCGAAACAAGCCAAUGUUCAUCUCCAGCUUCCAGAUUUCACAGAGAGACAUGUUGGACAGCGUGAACCGUGUCCAGGGAUUAACUGAUAAGGACUGGAAAAUCGAACAUGAACCUUCUGAUGUUCGUUAUCAGAGAGGAUUGGACAUCUUGAAGUCAGGGAGCCGUCUUGGAUUUGUGACAGCCUUGUACGCACGAGGCUUCUAUCCUAACGGGGACGCGAACUUUGAGGCCACAGAGACGCUUGCUAAUGAGGCACUUGGUCUACCCAAGGAGAGCAUCGACGAAGCUACCAAGAGAGCAAUUCAAAUGGUUGAUGAGGGCUUCAAUACACGCAACUGA
This is a messenger RNA of Clonostachys byssicola, 1017 nucleotides long. NCBI's taxonomy places the organism in Eukaryota, Fungi, Ascomycota, Sordariomycetes, Hypocreales, Bionectriaceae. The record is from the annotation of a GenBank genome assembly.